Tachysurus vachellii is the source of this 3195-nucleotide messenger RNA. RefSeq names its product golgin A7 family, member Ba (gene golga7ba). NCBI's taxonomy places the organism in Eukaryota, Metazoa, Chordata, Actinopteri, Siluriformes, Bagridae. The record is from RefSeq and is a predicted model, not a curated record. Bases 110 to 583 code for a protein of 157 amino acids. The transcript is spliced from 5 exons. Gene Ontology annotation, biological process: peptidyl-L-cysteine S-palmitoylation; protein targeting to membrane. Gene Ontology annotation, cellular component: palmitoyltransferase complex.
CUCUCUCUCUCUCUCUCUCAGUUCAUCCAUCUAUCCGUUCAUCCUCUGGCUGCAGUCUGUCGCCCGCGUGACCCGUUAAAACCGAUUUAGCGAUCGGUUGCAUGGCAACAUGGCGACGGAGUUCCAUAAUCUACAGGAGCUGAGGCACAGCGCAUCUCUGGCUAAUAAAGUCUUUAUCCAGAGAGAUUACACUGAGGGAACUGUCUGCAAAUUCCAGACCAAAUUCCCCUCUGAACUGGACAGCAGGAUUGAGAAGACUCUGUUCGAGGACACGGUGAAGACUCUGAACAAUUACUAUGCAGAGGCGGAGAAGAUUGGAGGCCACGCCUACCUCGAGGGCUGCCUCGCCUGCAUCACAGCCUACCUCAUCUUCCUCUGCAUGGAGACGCGCUAUGAAAAGGUCCUGAAAAAGAUCUCCCGAUACAUUCAGGAGCAGAAUGAGAAGAUCUACGCUCCCAGAGGCCUCCUCAUUACUGACCCUAUAGAGAGGGGCAUGAGAGUUAUUGAGAUCAGUAUUUACGAAGACAGAGGUUCCAGUGGAUCGAGUUCAGGAAGCAGCACCACCAGUAGCAGUGGACGAUGAUGGUCUUCCCGACACACACACACACACACACACACACGCACACAUGCACACAUGCACACAUAUACACACUUUUGCGUUCCAGACACAUUCUGUGUUUCAAGUAAAAAAGACAUAAACAUCCCAAUCACCAACACGGUCCAUCUGCAGGUGGCACCACGGGUGUGGGUGUGGCUCCGUGUCCAUAUAUGGAAUCGUCAAGUAGGAAACAGGAGUUAAUUUUCAUUUUUGGUUCCUGUGUUAGAAUUUCUAAAGGGACAGGAAUCUUCACUGCUAGUCGGGUGGAGGAUCUUCACUGGAGAACAUUUAGAACUUGUCCAUUUUCACAUCAAGCUUCACAUCACUGCCACAGAACCCCAACACUAACAUAUCAUUACAGUCUCUAAAUCGCUUCCUCAAGGGUUCUUUGGAUAGUUAAUAUUUAUAACUCGAUAAAAUGGUUCUAUAGAUAACGUGACAAGGUCACGAUGAUAUUACAGGUGUGAGUCUUUGUGUUACUGACAGAUGAAUGGCCAUUUACUCUGAGCCACGCCCGUUUACCAUGAGCCACGCCCGUUUACCAUGAGCCACGCCCGUUUACCAUGAGCCACGCCCGUUUACCAUGAGCCACGCCCGUUUACUCUGAGCCAGAGUUUUAUCAGAUCUGCACACAGACCCUCCUCCAAUCACUGAACAUGAGCUUCUCAGGACACACCCUCUAUUACCUUGUCAUCCAUAUACGCUGGAGUUCCACACAUCUCAGAGAAAUAGACUACAUUUACACACACACACACAUAAACACAGACACACAAACACACACACAUAAACACAGACAAACAUAAACACACACAUAAACACACAUACACACACAUAAACAGAGACACACACAUAAACACACACAUAAACACACACAAACACAUAUACACAAACACACACACACAAACAGAGACACACACAUAAACACACACACAUAAACACAGACACACAUAAACACACAUAAACACAGACACACAAACACACACACAUAAACACAGACACACACACACACACAUAAACACAGACAAACAUAAACACACACAUAAACACACAUACACACACAUAAACAGAGACACACACAUAAACACACACAUAAACACACACACAAACACAUAUACACAAACACACACACAUAAACACACACACAUAAACACAGACACACAUAAACACACAUAAACACAGACACACACACAUACACACACACACAUAAACAUAAACACAGACAUACACACACACACACACAUAAACACACAAACACAGACACACAUAAACACACAAACACAGACACACAUAAACACACACACAGACACACAUAAACACACACAUACACACACACACACACACACAAACACAAGUACUUGCAUGAUUUUCACUUCUGCACCUGUGUGUUGUAUGUAGCAGCCUGUAGACCUGAUGCAGAGCAGAAGAGAGUCUUCCACAGUGGGUCAGGAGUCGGCCAUGUUUGCACUUUUCCUUAUUCAUUUAUUUAUUUAUUUAUUUAUUUUGAAGCUGCACGUUGACGAUAUCAGUUAAGAGUCAGACGCAGAACCACUCCGGGGUCAGAGCCACGUAGAUGUGCUGAUAUUUAUUAUUAACCUAGAAAAACCAAAUCUGAUCUCACUUCAACCUGUUGAGCCACUUUUCCUUUUUUAUUUCCCCACUUUAGAAUGAGAGGUUUUAUUUUUUUAGAGUGAUGACGGUUUCAGAAAGUGAGACAAUCUGGAGCAGGUUUUAUUACACAGAGCCUGUAAACAGUCGUCUCCCUGGAGUUCCAACAGAAAAACUCGAGUCGGGUUCUGCGUAAACCUUUAGAAGGUUCCGGAGUACAAAACCUUUCAGGGACGAAAUCUAAUGGAAAAGCUCUACAUGGAAGGAUUUGGGGGAUUAAUAUAGAACAUUUAAAUGUUCCCCCAGAAGGCAAAAGGAGAGAGCUUUUCAGAAUUAGAACUUUCAUCACAUCACAUAAGUUUUUCAUAUAACCUUGAAAAGUUCCUCCAAAAGUGGAAAACACGUAACCCUUAAAGGUUAGAAUUUAUGAUGUCCCGAGGAAGGGAUUAAUGAUCUGGGGCAUCUUAUUGUUUAUAAUAUACGGAUUUGCUGUAGUUUAGGUUGUGUUAUUUACUAUAUUCCUGGUUUAGAGCUUCCACAGAGUUCCGGGUCUUCCUCACGCUAACACGCUGAAACUACGCCACGUACCUCUGGAGUGCCAAUGUAUCGUGAUCAUCAGGAGAUAUAAAGACAUGACAAAGACUGGUUAGUUUAGAGAAGCUCAGGAUUAAAGAUGUGAGUAGAACAGGAUCAUUCAUCAUACUCUCAUCUCAUCAUAAAGCUUCCACUGCCAUAUCCAGAAGUCUACACGUCUCACUUUAGUCAGACGUGAGCUCUUCAGCGUGCCCUGACACUGCCACUAGCCAAACCCUCGUUACUCCUCCGUACAAGCUUCUAUUCCCUAACGAGAGAACUGGCUCAUGAUUAUGCAAAUAUGUAGAUGGGUUUCAUUACAGCCUGCACUCUGAAACAUGAAGCUUGUUUCUCUGUUGUGUAGCGAGAAGUGAAACAGAAACAGCUCACGAAUUAACGAUUACGGCACCGUGAUAAAG